AUGUCAUUCCUGGGUCUUGAGGGGCUCCACGUCUUCUGUACCGGCGCUGCUGGGGGAAUUGGUAGUCAGGUUGUGAAGGAAUUUCUUGACCAAGGGUGCAAAGUAACAGCCCAUGAUCUCCGUCCAAUAACCAAUUUCACUCCAACCGCAAACCUCCUCACAAUCACAGGAGAUAUCUCUUCUGAAGACUCUAUCAGCUCUAGCAUUCAACAAGCCAAAGCCCAUCACGGCCCCAUCAACAUACUCAUAGCCAACGCCGGCAUAACCGACGAAUCAAACUCCUACCCAAUCUGGCACCUCCCCUUAGAUCUGUGGGAGAAAACCUACGCCACCAACAUUCGCGGCACCUUCCUAACAAUCAAGCACUUCCUCCUCAGUGCCGAAGAGGCCCAAUCCGCUUCCGGAAAAGAACUACAAAAUCUCUCCAUCGUCGUUACGGGCUCAGAAUGCGGGAAAUUCGGCCAAGCAGGACAUGCUGAAUAUGCGUCAGGAAAAGCAGGUCUGCAAUAUGCCCUUGUUCGGACAGUGAAGAAUGAGAUUGUGAGGCUGAACAGUAGAGCGAGGAUUAACGCUGUUGCUCCUGGGUGGGUGGAUACGCCACUGAUCGAGGGAAGGCUGGAUGAUCCGAAGGAGAUGUGGGCGGAAGCUCAAGCUACAGUUCCUUUGAGAAAGAUUGCUAAACCGGAGGAUGUUGCGAAGGCUAUGGCUUUCUUAGCGAGCCACCGAGCCGCGGGACAUAUCUCGGGUGAGUGUUUGAGUGUCGAUGGGGGAAUGGAGGGAAGGCUUGUUUGGAAACAAGAGGAAGUCGGGGUAGGAUCGAAAGAAACAGCAACUGACAAAGCUCAAUUAAUUGUCCCAGCAUCCUUGAGACAAUUGACAAUUUCGGCGCCACCGAAACGCAGGAUCAAGAUUCUCCUAAGCGUCGACUUUGAUGCUGUCUCUGGAUUUCUUGGUACCGGGGCUUCUACAAGCAAUAACAUGGCAGAUUACUCAUCCGGGUUCUUCGCCGGGCAGGUUGGCGUUCCGCGACUUUUGAAGCUGUUUAAGAAACAUGGAAUAUCUUCAGCAGUAACAUGGUUCAUACCCGGCCACUCGAUGGAAACUUUUCCUGCACAGACGAAAAUGGUUCUGGAGAGCGGUGCUGAAAUUGGGUGCCAUGGAUAUGCCCAUGAAGGCGGUGCACAAAUGACUGAGCAGCAGGAGAAGGAAGUGAUUCAGAAGUGUGUUGAGUUGGCGACUGCGUUAACGGGGAAGAAGCCUAGGGGGUGGAGAGCUCCCUUGUAUCAGAUUCGAGAGCAUACUAUAGAAGUGCUAGAGGAACACGGAUUUCUGUACGGUAAAUCAUCUUUUCUAGAGACGAGGAGAUUCAAGCGAACGACCGCUGACUGGAAGACAGACACUUCUUUGACUCACCAUGACUCGGAGCCAUAUUUCCUUCCCCAAGCACCACCAAUACCUAGCAUAGACUUUUCGCCUCAAUUAUCGGCCUCCACGUGGAUGAGACCACUUCCUGCUCCUGCACCACCAAAAGAUAAGACACUCGUCGAGCUGCCUUGUAACUGGUAUAUGGAAGAUAUGACACCAAUGCAAUUUCUCCCCGCUGCGCCUAACUCGCACGGCUAUGUUAGCGCAGGUAGUAUAAUGGAAAUGUGGAAAUCGCGCUUCAACUUUCUAUACAACGAAUUCGACGACGAAGAACGUGCAGCUGGAAAGGGGGGUUUCAUAUUCCCCCUCGUGUUGCAUCCCGAUACUUCGGGUAUGGCUCAUAUCAUCGGCAUGAUUGAUCAGAUGAUAGCAUGGUUGAAGGAGAGAGGAGACGAAGUUGAGUUCUGUAAGUACGAGGAUGUGGCAAUGGAAUGGAGAGCACGACAGAAAAUAUGA
Lachnellula hyalina is the source of this 1881-nucleotide messenger RNA. RefSeq names its product Peptidoglycan deacetylase. Gene Ontology annotation, molecular function: hydrolase activity, acting on carbon-nitrogen (but not peptide) bonds. The transcript has 3 exons. Lineage: Eukaryota; Fungi; Ascomycota; Leotiomycetes; Helotiales; Lachnaceae. Bases 1 to 1881 code for a protein of 626 amino acids. The record is from RefSeq and is a predicted model, not a curated record. Gene Ontology annotation, biological process: carbohydrate metabolic process.